Molecule: messenger RNA, 4074 nt
Organism: Thlaspi arvense
Lineage: Eukaryota; Viridiplantae; Streptophyta; Magnoliopsida; Brassicales; Brassicaceae
Source: the annotation of a GenBank genome assembly
ACGCGUCACUGGACAUUUUUCCUUAUUCACAUUUAAACAGACCGACUGGGACUGAGGAAGCACAAGUAUGAAGACAGAGCCUCACACCUUCUUAUGUAUUGUAGUGUCUGCCCUAACUCUGCCGCUCAUCAAUGGCUCAUUGGCUCCAGAUGGUAAUUCUUCAACUUCUUGCAACAGAGCAUGUGGAGGAGUCCCAAUUCCGUUCCCGUUCGGAAUCGGGAAGGAUUGUUAUCUCAACGUCUGGUACGAGGUUGUCUGCACCACCACCACCACUUCCAGAACAACUGUUCCGUUUCUCUCACGGAUCAAUAGGGAAGUGGUGAACAUCUCUCUUCCAGAUGGUAAUAAACCAUACGGAGUGGUUCACAUCAAAGGUCCAGUGACUUCCUUGGGUUGCUCUGGUCAAGGACCGGAAAAAUCAUCGCCGGAUUUGAACGUCACGGGCAGAGGCAGUCCAUAUUUUCUCACAGACGAGAACCGGCUUGUGGCGAUUGGUUGCGGUACCAAGGCGUUGCUGACAGAUAUCGAGUCAGAGAUCUUAGGUUGUGAAUCGAGCUGCCAAGACAGUAAAAGUAGUCAACAAGUACCAAACUCGAACUGUGAUGGUUACAAAUGCUGCCAGGCGAGGAUACCGUUGGAGCGUCCUCAGGUUAUAGGUGUCAAUGUAGAGAACUCUAAUGUCACAAGAGGAGAAGGGUGCAGAGUUGCCUUCUUGACUAACAAGAGGUAUUCGCCGUCGAAUGUUACGGAGCCAGAACAGUUUCAUUCUAAGGGUUAUGCGUUAGUAGAGCUAGGAUGGUACUUUGAUACCUCGGAUUCUCACUUUAGGAGCCCCUUAGGUUGUAGAAAUAUGACCCGUUACAGUUCCUACACCUCCUUUGAUAAAUGCAGUUGCGAGUAUCAGUACUUCACUGGCAUGAGUUAUAGGAACUGCUAUUGCAACAAUGGCUACACAGGGAACCCAUACCUUCCACAUGGCUGCAUAGGUAAGUGAUUGUUUCUUCUUCUUUAGUUUUACUGCUUUUCAUCGAUCAAGUCAUCAAUAGCUAUGAUUUCAAAAAUGUGUGUAGACAUAGAUGAAUGUAAAGGACACAACAAUUGUGGAGAAAGGACUUGUGUGAACGGGCUUGGAACAUAUAGCUGCGAGCCCAAGAUAUCCAAGCCGGAAAAAGCCUCUGUGCUUCAAGGUGAGUUGAAAGUAGCAUUUUGCAUCAACGAGACUACACGACAAGAAGAGAAACGUAGCUUUACUCAAUGUUGGUGUAGGCGUUCUUAUAGGUCUAGGAGCACUUGUUUCCGUCGUCGGAAUCUUGGGCCUCUACAAACUUGUUAAGAAGCGAAGGAGGAUUAUCCGCAGCAAGAACUUCUUCAAACGUAAUGGAGGCUUGUUGUUGAAACAACAACUUACUACAACCAUGAACGGAAAUGUAGAGAUGUCGAGGAUAUUCAGCUCAAAAGAGUUGAAGAAGGCUACCGAUAACUUCAGCAUGAACAGAGUUCUUGGGCAAGGAGGUCAGGGAACCGUGUACAAGGGAAUGCUGGUAGAUGGAAGAAUCGUUGCGGUCAAAAGAUCCAAACUUGUUGAUGAAGACAAGAUGGAAGAGUUCAUCAAUGAAGUCGCACUGCUCUCACAGAUUAACCACAGGAACAUUGUGAAACUCUUGGGAUGUUGCUUGGAGACAGAAGUUCCAAUCUUGGUUUACGAGUAUAUUCCCAAUGGAGAUUUGUUCAAGCGUCUACAUGAUGAAUCUGAUGAUUACACGAUGACUUGGGACGUGCGUCUUCGUAUAGCCAUAGAGAUCGCAGGUGCACUUUCAUACAUGCACUCAGCUGCAUCGUUUCCAAUAUACCACAGAGAUAUCAAGACUACCAAUAUACUACUGGACGAGAAAUACAGAGCCAAGGUGUCUGAUUUCGGAACUUCAAGAUCAGUAACCAUUGAUCAAACUCACUUGACAACACUAGUUGCAGGCACUUUUGGGUACAUGGAUCCAGAAUACUUCCUGUCAAGCCAAUACACUGACAAGAGUGAUGUUUACAGUUUCGGGGUUGUCUUGGUGGAGCUCAUAACCGGAGAAAAACCACUGUCUCGUGUCCUGUCUGAAGAAGGCAGAGGCUUGGCAACUCAUUUCAUCGAGGCCAUGAAAGAAAACAGAGUGAUUGACAUCAUUGAUGAUCGAAUCAAAGUGGAAAGCAACCUAGACCAAGUGAUGGCAGUUGCAAAACUCGCUCGAAGGUGUCUACGCAGGAAAGGGAGGAAGCGGCCAAACAUGAGAGAGGUUUCAAUUGAGUUGGAGAGGAUCCGUUCAUCACCUGAAGAUACCAUAGAUCAAAGCCAAAGUAUCUGAGAAAUACAGAGCCAAAGUAUCUGAUUUCGAAACGUCACGAUCAAUAACCAUAGAUCAAACUCACCUGACAACAUUAGUUGCAGGCACUUUUCGGUACAUGGAUCCAGGAUACUUCCUGUUAAGAGAUUUUCGUGAUGAAAGAAAUCAUCACCAGAGAAUGAUUCUGGUUUUACUUUCACUUUUGGUCUACUUUCAAAUGGUCAGCAUAACAAAAAGAUUGGAUUUUUAUAGUCUAAACGUCCAUUCAUUAAUUUAAAACAAAACCCCUCAGUGCGUAGAGUUUCAAUUUUUAAUAGCUUUUUCAAUGCUUUGUAACUUGUUUCACGCUUCUUUCUACACUUCUCGUUGACCUUUUGAUAAAGUCAGACAAGUACUCAAGUUUUCAUCUAAAAGAGCAGAUUGAUCAGAAAAGAAAAACAGAGUUAUGGAUACACAGACUUACAACUUCCUCUGUAUUAUAGCGUCUGUCCUAACUCUGCUCAUGUAUGGCUCAUCAGCAGCAACACCUCCAAAUAACACUUCUUCAACUUCUUGUAACAGAACCUGCGGAGGAAUCUCGAUCCCGUUCCCUUUCGGAAUCGGCGGGAAGGACUGCUAUCUCAACGGCUGGUACGAGAUUGUGUGUAACAGCACCUCCGGAUCCGACAGAAAUGCUCCGUUCCUCUCUAGGCUCAACAUGGAAGUGGUGAACAUCUCUCUUCCAGACAGGUUGCCAUACGGACUGGUUCAAAUCAAAGUUCCUGUGACUUCUUUGGAUUGCUCUAGAGAUAGCAGUCAAGAACUACAAAAAACGCUGCCGGAUUUGAACGUCACAAGCAAGGGAAGUCCAUAUUUUCUAACGGACGAGAACCGUCUCGUGGCGGUUGGUUGCGGUACCAAGGCGUUGAUGACGGAUAUAGAAUCUGAGAUCUUAGGCUGUGAAUCAAUUUGUGAAGAGAGCAAGAGUAGUGAAGAGGUAACAAACUCGAUAUGUGAUGGUUACAAAUGCUGCCAAGCCCGGAUACCAGUGGAGCGUCCGCAAGCAAUAGGUGUCGACAUAGAGAGCAAAAAUGUUACAGGAGGAGAAGGGUGCAAAGUUGCGUUCUUGACGAGCAAGAGAUAUUCGCCGUCAAAUGUUACUGAACCAGAGCAGUUCCAUGCUGAUGGCUACGCGGUGGUAGAAAUAGGAUGGUACUUUGAUACUUCGGAUUCUCGCUUUAGGAACCCAUUGGGUUGCAUAAACCUGACCCGUUCUAAUGGGUCUUACUUCGCGGAGGACAACUGCCUUUGCCGUUACGGUUACUUUUCCGGGAUCAAUUAUAGGAACUGCUAUUGCGGCAAUGGCCACACAGGAAACCCAUACAUUCGAGGCGGAUGCGUAGACAUUGAUGAAUGCAAAGUACCACACAAGUGUGGAGAAGGCACGUGUGAGAACCUUGUUGGAGGGUACAGGUGCGUGCCAAAGCCAACCAAACAUUCCAAACUCCCUGUGCUUGCAGAAAGCAGAGUGCUUGACAUCAUUGAUAUUCGGAUCAAAAACGAUGACAAGCUUGAGCAAGUAAUGGCGGUAGCAAAACUAGCUCGAAGGUGUCUUAGCCGGAAAGGAAAGAAGCGGCCAAACAUGAGAGAGGUAUCCAUUGAGCUGGAGAGGAUCCGAUUAUCACUUGAAGAUUUAGAUAUCUAUAUCGAAAACGAAGACGACGAGGAUCAAUCAACUUAUGAUAAUCAACAAAAAGAUAAUUUCUGA